UGCAAGGUCAAGGACAGCAAGACAUUGGUGGAAAAAGCCAGGGUAGAAGACAGAGGAAAAAGAAGAAUCUAUUUGCUGACUACAUGCCAAUGGACCAGGUGUCUCAGGGUCUAAAGAGAGGAAUUUUGAUUGAGGGUCCUAUUCGUAUCAACCCGAAAAAUUUUGAAGAGUCAUAUCUACCACAUCCAGUAGGUGUUAAUACUUACUUUUUAAAUAAGCAAGAAUUAGAGGACCUUGAGAAGUCUAUGACAACACAUGACAACAACGGGACAUCCUCUCAGGAUUCUGAUCCUGAAGUUGUUAUUGAAAGUGAAGAAAUUGUUGAAAUAACAGUGAAAAAGGGAGAUAAUCCAGAGGAAGGGAAUAAGAAUUUAACAGUACAGAAAGAGAAAAAGGGGAAUUACUCUCCAUCCAAGAAGUACACAAGUUUGAAUGAUAUGAUGAUAGGGCAGAGUCCUGCUAAACAUAAACUAGAGACUGAUAAAGGAAGAGAUGAGAUUAAGAAAUUGUUGCAGAGGACGGGAAAGGUUGUGGCCAUUAUAGAGAGGAAACAUUCUAGAGCUAGUACUGGAUUUAUCAAACCAAUGGGGGAUAAGAAUUCAGACAGAGCGUUGUUUGCACCUGUUGAUCAUAGAGUACCUAGAGUUAUGAUUCCCAUCGGCAAUUGUCCAAAAGAUUUCAUAGAAAGACCUGAUGACUUUAGUAAAACAUUGUAUGUGUGUAGAAUAACAGACUGGAAACAAGAUAGCUUCUAUGCUGAAGGAUGUUUGGCCAAGAGUUUAGGUGAAGCUGGAGAAAUUGAACCAGAGACUGAGGGAAUGCUCAUUGAAAAUGGUGUUGACUUUGAGGAGUUCCCUCAGGAGGCAUUAGACUGUUUACCUACAGAAAGUCCCUGGGUGAUACCAGAGGAAGAGUUUGAGUAUAGGAAAGAUUACCGUUCAUCUUGUGUGUUCACUGUAGAUCCAGCUACAGCUAGAGAUUUAGAUGAUGCCCUCUCUUGUGAAGACCUGGGUGAUGGACGGUUCAGAGUUGGUGUUCAUAUCGCAGAUGUUAGUUAUUUCUUAGAGGAAAAUUCUGUUCUUGACAGAGUUGCAGCCCUUAGAUCUACAAGUGUUUAUUUGGUGCAUAAGGUUAUUCCAAUGUUACCACGGUUACUAUGUGAACAACUGUGCAGUUUAAAUCCAGAUGUUGACAGACUUACAUUUUCUGUAGAGUGGGUAAUAUCAGAGGAAGGAGAGAUAGAGGAAGAAUGGUUUGGAAGGUCUGUGAUUAGAUCUUGUGCUAAACUCUCCUAUGAUCAUGCUCAGGGUUUUAUAGAACAACCUGAACGUGUCUGGACACAAGAAGAACUUCCGCCUAUAUCUGAAGGCUUCACUGUACAAGACAUACAAACUAGAACACUUAAUCUACAAAAGAUAGCUGUAAAUUUACGUAAGGCUAGAAUGGAUGGUGGGGCACUGAGGUUAGAUCAGUUAAAACUACAGUAUAGUCUAGAUAGUGAGACAGGAUUACCUAAUGGUUACUGGGUCUAUGAACAGAGGGACAGCAACAGGUUGAUAGAAGAGUUUAUGUUGUUAGCUAACAUGGCAGUGGCUGAUAAGAUAAAUAGAGAGUUUCCAGAUAAAGCUUUAUUGAGAAGACAUCCACCACCACAGGAGAAAAUGGUGGAAAAUUUGAAAGAUCAGUGUGCUGCUCUAGGAAUUCAUUUAGACAUUUCCAGUGCUGGUGCAUUACAGAGAUCAUUGAGAUCAUAUUGUGGUGAUGAUGACGAUUCCAAGGCCAGGAUGCAAGUUCUAGUUGCUCUCUGCUCUAAACCAAUGAAUAAUGCCAAGUAUUUCUGUACAGGUUGUAUUGAUGAUGAAAGUCUAUAUCGUCAUUAUGCUCUCAAUGUACCAUUAUAUACACACUUCACCAGUCCAAUCAGAAGGUAUCCAGAUGUAAUGGUCCACAGACUUCUAGCAGCUUGCUUUGGUUAUUUGAAAGAGACAUCUAAGAGUCCUGGAGAGAUACAGAAAUUGGCAGACCAUAGUAAUGAUAAGAAAACAGCUGCCAAGAGAGUUGGUGAACUCAGUAGUGAACUUUUCUUUGCUGUCUUUGUAAAGACUGCUGGGCCACUAGAAGAGAAAGCCAUGGUGAUGGGGGUGUUAGAUAAAGCAUUUGAUAUAUUUGUGCUCAAACUUGGUGUCACAAAGCGUGUCUAUUGUGAUAAACUGCCAAUAAAAGAGAAGAUUUUCAAGCGUGAACGUAAGGUACCAAGUCUGGUUCUGGUCUGGAACAGUGAGAAUGAUGAACCAGAAGUACGACAAGAAAUCACCAUCUUCUCACAAGUAGAUUGUAUACUGCAAGAGGGCGAGCUUCCACUACAAUGGACGGCUGUAAUAAAGAAACCCCAGCCUCUCCAGACUUGAAGGAAAUGUUCAACUUUAUAGAGAAUGCUCAACAAGGUUAACUUACAGGAAUGAUGUGCAAGAAGCGAUUUAUUGAAAUAAGCUAGUCUGGAAUUGGCUGCCUAUGGAAUUGACUGCCAUUUUUUUUAUUUCAAGUCAUGAGUUUUGAACCAUUUGGGCAUGACUUCAUCAAACAUUUCUAUUUUAUUUUAUUACUUGACAUCUUAUGAAGAUCUCAAAAUUUUGAUUCAUUAUUCUGCAUGUGUGAUGUAGAUUAAGGAGAAUUGGCAUGCUGUUAUCAUAUGAGUGAUAUCUUAAUACCUAAAACAUGUAUCCUAGUGCCCACCUGCACUUUAAAUAAUGCAUAUGUCACUUUGUGGGCAUGGGUUUUAUUUUCUUGUAGCAGUUAAACUGGAUUGCUGCAGUACGACAUUGUAAGUGCCAAGAAGUGCAGUUAAUGUGGCCUGUAAUUUCAUUAAAGAACAAAAUAAGUGAAAUAUAUUGAGAAUGAUUAUUACAUUAUAACUUAUCAAUGUGAUAUUAAUCAUAUAUUACUUGCAUUUUAUUUUAUUGUAAAUUUUCAAAAUGACUUUUGACAAUAGUUGAUUAAAUUUCAGAAAUGG
Molecule: messenger RNA, 3010 nt
Organism: Ruditapes philippinarum (Manila clam)
Lineage: Eukaryota; Metazoa; Mollusca; Bivalvia; Venerida; Veneridae
Product: DIS3-like exonuclease 2
Biological process (GO): miRNA catabolic process
Cellular component (GO): exosome (RNase complex); P-body
Molecular function (GO): 3'-5'-RNA exonuclease activity; RNA binding
Source: RefSeq, a predicted model, not a curated record